GCCUCCCGAUGCCCUGUCUCCCCCGCCUCCCCACGAGAGCGACGCGAGGGGAAACAGCUAAAAUCCGCAGCUGUUGCAAUCAUGGCGGCCUCCUCCUUCCUCCAUCGUUUUCCAGUUCGGUACGCGUAGGUGCGCCCGCCCUGCCCACCACCCCCUCUCGCCAGUCUUUCGCUCCGCCGUGUAUGUGCCCCCUGCCAAGUCUACGCAGUCCGCCAAAAGCGCAGCCCGCGCGCGCGUCUAAAGCCGACGAAAUUCUUCUACCACCAAAGCUGCCACUCUCUCCGUCUUUCUUUCUUCUCUGCCGCGACUGCGCGCGCGAGAGAGCUUUGCUCGCUUGAUAUAUUGCCAUCUCCAAGGCUAGAGAUAUGCACGAGGCUGUGCUGAUAUUCUGAGGUCGAUCGUCAUGGAGAGAACCCUCCGUGCAGGUGCAGCAUCGGCCGCCUCGCCGCUCCCGGCAUCCAAGAACGGCCCCACCGCGAGCGGCGGCGGCGGCAUCCCGUGGCUGCUCAGGAAGCGCGGCGCCAGCAAGGCGCCACGCCAAGGGCCGCUCGCCGCGCAGGAAGAACGUCCGGACAACGUCGACGAUGAGGUGGAGCUGGAGGAGGGCGCCGGCUUCGCCGUCUCCACUCCAUCCGCCGCGGGAGGAAUGACCCCGGAGCCGGCGAGGAAGCGCCGGGAGGCGGCGCUGGCAAGGCUCCGGUCGGCGGUGCUAGCCGUGGUGGCGCGCGCGCGCCGCCGGCGCGGGCGCAGGCCCAUGGGGUCGAGCGUCACCGGCACGAUCUUCGGCCGGCGCCGCGGCCGCGUGCACCUCGCCCUGCAGACGGACCCGCGCGCGCCGCCCGCGCUCAUGGUGGAGCUGGGCGCCUACUCCACCGGCGCGCUCGUCCGGGAGAUGUCCUCCGGCCUCGUCCGCAUCGCCCUCGAGUGCGAGAAGAAGACGCCUCCACACAUAGGAGCCGAGCGGCGGCGGACGGCGCUGGUGGAGGAGCCGACGUGGCGGGCGUACUGCAACGGGCGCAAGUGCGGCUACGCGGCGCGGCGGGAGUGCGGCGCGGAGGAGUGGCGGGUGCUGCGGGCCGUCGAGAACGUCUCCGUCGGCGCGGGAGUCGUCCCGGACGGCGGCGCCGGCGAGGGCGACCUCAUGUACAUGAGGGCCAGGUUCGAGAGGGUGGUGGGAUCCAGGGACUCGGAGGCCUUCUACAUGAUAAACCCCGACGGCAACGGCGGGCCCGAGCUCAGCAUCUAUCUCCUCAGAGUCUAAUUACCACUGCAGGGUCCAUCGGAAAAAAAUCCUAUGAGACCGGGUCUAAUACCCCAGCAUGAUAGACCCACCCUGAUGGAUGACACCUGGCUUAUCCGAAUCUUCAUGCACGUAAAUCCCCAUUAAUUUCAAUCCCGAUUUUUCAGCCUUUGUUUCCAUCUGCUAAUCCCGAUUUUUCAAUCUAACUAGCUGGGUAAUAGACUGCCAGGUGUCAGCCAUCGGGGUGGGUCUAUCAUGCUGGGUAAUAGACCCGGUCUCAUAGGAUUUUUUUCCGGGUCCAUCAUGCUGCUCUAUGCAUGCAUCAUGCAUGGGUUGUUGGUUUUAUGUGAGUUUAGUUCUUGGUUAUGUGAAAGAACCGGUGGUUUGUUCAUGUACUUACAAUAAUGUCACACCCUUAUUUAGCCUA
Lolium perenne is the source of this 1667-nucleotide messenger RNA. RefSeq names its product protein MIZU-KUSSEI 1. Lineage: Eukaryota; Viridiplantae; Streptophyta; Magnoliopsida; Poales; Poaceae. Gene Ontology annotation, biological process: hydrotropism. The record is from RefSeq and is a predicted model, not a curated record.